Hibiscus syriacus is the source of this 964-nucleotide messenger RNA. Its product is annotated as phosphoglycerate mutase-like protein 1. Lineage: Eukaryota; Viridiplantae; Streptophyta; Magnoliopsida; Malvales; Malvaceae. Gene Ontology annotation, cellular component: cytoplasm. Gene Ontology annotation, molecular function: phosphatase activity. The transcript has 9 exons. The record is from RefSeq and is a predicted model, not a curated record. The coding region runs from base 54 to 878 and encodes 274 amino acids.
CUUGUAUAUAUUCUUUUCCUUUUGAUCUUCCCCUGUUCUUCACAUCUCCAGAAAUGGAAGGAAUUGCAGCCGCUCAGUUUGGCCGUCGUAAACUUAUUCAUCUGGUGAGGCAUGCGCAAGGCAAGCACAAUCUGGAAGCAGACAAGAGUCGAGAUCCAUUAACAUCGUUUGAAUAUUUGGAUGCUGAACUCUCUCCUCUAGGCUGGCAACAGGUUCGUGAUCAACGAAAAGAUGUUUGUUCAAGUGGAUUGCUGAAGGGGAUUGAAGUGGUGAUUUCUUCACCUAUGUCAAGGACACUGCAAACAGCUGUUGGAAUUUUUCACGGUGAAGACGAUGAAGAUUCGACAACCGUCCAUCUGCCUCCGAUUAUAGCAUAUGAACUUUGCCGAGAACGACUGGGAAAAUUUGAAUGUGACAAAAGAAGGAGCAUCAGCCACUACCAGUCCCGUUUCCCCGCCGUUGAUUUUUCAUUGAUCGAAAAUGAAGAUGACAUUUUGUGGAAAGGCGGUGAUCAAAUAGAAACACACGAAGCAGUGAGAGCUAGGGCUAUGAAGUUUACCCAAUGGUUGUGGGAGAGGGAAGAAAAGGAGAUAGCAGUGGUGAGCCAUGGAGUGUAUUUGCAGCAGGCAAUGAUUGAACUUAUUAAAAACAAUUUGUGCUACCCUUUACACAACGAUCCACUCUCCCGCUUCAAAAACUGUGAAAUCCGAUCGGUGUUCAUCUUUUCUGAAAGAAUAACUGGAGCGGGAUCAGAUGCUUUCGUGAUGAAAAACACCAACCGUGGAAGAAUGAGAAUCCCCUGUGAAAUUGAACAGCUCCAAAUCAAAGAUUCUGCCAAAGAGAAUGUUUCAGUGGAGGAACUGGAGGUCACAAAUUAAGUAAUAACUGUAAGGCGUUGGCCAAUAUGCAACUGGUCAUGUUUUGUUGAUUUUUUUUUAAAAUAAAAGUAACGAUUUUGAGAUAA